CAAUCAGGUGACGUCAUUGACCUUUAACUGUUAUUAAGCGUGUUUGUCAAUGUGUUAAAAUGUUGAGAUCCGUUUUCAUAUGUUUAUUUCAACAAACAACUCUUUGUCUUGAUUUAUUAUAACUAUUUUUUUUCAAAGUGGAGUGUGUCUGUUUUGACGUCAAUGACGUUGGCUGGCGUGCUCGUACUUCUUCCGGGUUAGUAUCCUCGCUCUUUCUCAGGCAUGCUUUUGGAUUUGUGUACCCACAUGAUAUGUGGAGGCCAACUAAAGACUGGAAAAUAAGAUGAGCUCUCAGAAAGGUAAUAUAUCUCGGUCGCGAGGCCAGAGGCAUCAAAACACCGUUGCCUUCAAAAACGACAAGUACGGAGCGACUGCUCAAGUGAAGAAGGCCAAAUCGCUGACCCAUGAUGGGCUCUGUCAACACUGUAAGGAUGUUCUUGAGUGGAAAGUGAAGUACAACAAAUACAAGUCACUCACACAGCCCAGAAAAUGUGUCAAGUGCUCUCAAAAGGCUGUGAAGGAUGCGUAUCACAUCAUUUGCAAGCCCUGUUCUCUUCAGCUACAGAUCUGCUGCAAGUGUGGGAAGAAAGAGGACAUCGUUAUCCCAGUAAACUCACAAGUGGAUCAGAAACAGAAAGAAGAAGACGGUGGACAAAGAAAUAAAGGACAUGGGCUGGGGGAGAGGAAGAACGUGGAUGACUUGGACAGUGAUGAUGAUGAUGAUGACUUAAGUGACGUUGGAGACGAUGAUGAUGAAGGAGAGGAUUUUGAUGAUGACCCAGAACCAAAGAACAAGUCUGAUGUGCUCCCAGAUGUCUCUCGAGUCAACGUUAAGGACUAAAGACAAUGAAUGGACUCUUUUUACAAAUUGACUUUUUUUUUUUUUAAACAUGUGCAAAACAAGUAAGAUGAAUAAGUGCUUUGAAAUAUACUGUGCAUACGUGUGUGUCUGUGUGUGAUGUAUUAAAAAGAUUUUACAUGGU
Molecule: messenger RNA, 983 nt
Organism: Scatophagus argus
Lineage: Eukaryota; Metazoa; Chordata; Actinopteri; Scatophagidae
Gene: c4h9orf85
Product: chromosome 4 C9orf85 homolog
Exons: 4
Coding region: 284-841 (185 amino acids)
Source: RefSeq, a predicted model, not a curated record